AUGAACGGUGGUCGUCUUGCCUUCGUGACCGUUUCUGGACUCGCUCUAUUUGCACAAGGAACGAACGCACACGGAGGAGAUAUGUCGAAGAUUCAAGAUGGAGAUGCCAUGAGUAUUGAACCUAUUGAUUCGAUAUUAUGGGUUCAUAUCUUGCUGCAGAUGUUUGCCUUUGGCAUCAUCUUUCCGACCGGAAUGGUUCUUGGAAUUGUGCGAAAUAGAUGGCAUGUACCUGUACAAAUAUUAGGAACAGUUAUCGCAGUGGCGGGAUAUUUCUUGGGGCAUCUACACGGAGGACGAGUCUUUGCGAAAAAUGUUCACUCAGUAUUCGCUAACAUCCUGAUGCUUAUGCUUGCCGUUCAAGUUGUUUUCGGCAUCUACCUCAAAUUUCACAUCACCAAAGGUUUCCACGGAAAGAUCCGAAAGGUCGCGGUUCAUGGUCAUGGAAUUGUUGGAAAGGCAAUGCCAGUUGUGGCUUGGGUACAAAUGCUUUUUGGUGGAAUCGCAGCUUUGGGUUUCUGUCGUGAUGAUCAUCUCGGUCAAUGUCUCGCACAUUUUAUCAUGGGUAGUGCAUUCAUCGGUUAUGGUAUCUUACUCACGAUUGUUAUGCUGGUUGGACAAGUUUGGUUGAGAAAAACCGGACGAUCCCAAGAAUUCUUCGACUCGGCAGUUAUCGCAGCUUGGGGUUGUGUCAAUACUUUCACCGAACACAGAUGGGGUGGCGCUUGGGUCGCAAAUGAUAUCCAACAUACUACUAUGGGAAUAAUUUGGUGGACUGCUGGUUUGGCAGGAGUCUGGUUGAGCAGAAAGAGAGAUGGUUCGCCAAAGAGAAAUUUCAUUCCUGGAUUUGUCAUUUUUAUUACUGGAUGGGCUAUGUCUGGUCACCCACAGCAUCUCCCACUCAGCACCAUGGUCCACAGUGUUUUUGGAUAUACUUUAAUGGCCGCCGGACUUUCAAGAAUUAUUGAAAUUGCUUUCCUUUUGAAAGAUAAGGCUACCUUCUCCGAGGACGGUGAUGCUAACAGUUUCCAAUAUGUUCCACCAUUUUUACUCUACGCAUCUGGUUUCUUGUUCAUGGGAGCUACGGAAGAGCAAAUGAAACUCAUCUCCGACGCAGGUAUCACUCACGUAUCUUACGUUCUUGUGUUAUACAGUUUCGCCUUCCUCAUAUUCUUAUUAACCAAUAUGUUGGUUCAUAUCUAUGCAGUCAACACCAGCGCACCUCCAGUGCCUCCAAAGGAUGGAGAAGGAGCUCCAGCUCGUCUUCCACGGAUGAAUGGCCAUGUUCAUACAGAUUCAAGGCAGAUUCGUGAUGCGGAAGAGUUUGAACUGGAGGGAUUGAUGAGCGAUGAUGAAUCGCCAGAAAGCCCAAGCACUUUAGGGAAGAACAAUGAGGCUCGAGUAGCUUAG
Botrytis byssoidea is the source of this 1407-nucleotide messenger RNA. RefSeq lists its product as uncharacterized. The record is from RefSeq and is a predicted model, not a curated record. The coding region runs from base 1 to 1407 and encodes 468 amino acids. The transcript has 4 exons. Lineage: Eukaryota; Fungi; Ascomycota; Leotiomycetes; Helotiales; Sclerotiniaceae.